UUUGAAAUCUUUUUAUAGAAAUAUAUCUUGUCGGUCUCGCAUUUUGGAGUUUUGAAUAUUCUGCAUAUCAACCCCUCUGUGGUGGACUUCGUUGCACGCCCGAUUCUCAGCUAGAAAUCAUAGGGUAGUAGGUGCACUUGUUGAUUUGUUUUUAUCAAAAUCUUCAGUUUGUGUACUGAAGGCGAAGGUUGAAAGUGUUUGAACUCGUUGACAACCUUGAACUUGACUUGAGCGCCGCUUCAUCAUGACCAAGCCCAGAGUGUAUGUGACCCGUCAAGUUCACGACGAGGCCCUGGAACUUUUGCGAGAGAAAUGUUCAGUGGAAGUCUGGAACAGUGACGAAUUGGUUCCUAGAGAUGAGUUGCUGAAAAAGGUCAAGGGCGUUGAUGCUAUCUUCUGCACCAUUAAUGACAUCAUCGAUGAGGAGGUUCUGAAUGCUGCAGGGCCUCAGUUGAAGACCGUGGCUACCAUGUCAGUGGGCACCCACCACAUCAGCACAUACGAGUGCAAGAGUCGCAACAUCUACGUAGCAAACACGCCGGAUGUGGCGUCUGACAGUGCCGCUGAGCUCACUGUUGCUCUGCUCUUGGUUACCGCCCGUCGGUGUUUGGAAGGAAUAGAAGCUGUCAAAAAUGGAGAAUGGGGCAAAUGGAAACCCAUGUGGAUUUGUGGCACAGAGCUGGCCCAGAGAAAUCUGGGCAUCCUUGGUUUCGGCCGUGUGGGGUUUGGUGUGGCCCGUCGGAUGAAGCCCUUCGGUGUGAAGCGAAUCCUGUACCACGAUGUGGUACAUGCCUGCAUGGGGGAUGACCUGAACGCAGAGUACGUGGAUCUGGACACGCUUUUACAAGAGUCAGAUUUCCUGGUCAUCACCUGUGCCCUCAACGGAAUCACUCAGGGUUUGUUCCGCAAAGAAAUAUUCAAAAAGAUGAAGUCUACUGCAAUUCUAAUCAACACAUCUCGCGGCCCCAUUGUAAAAACCGAUGACCUCACUGAGGCUCUUCAGAAUGGUGAGAUUGCGGCCGCUGGGCUAGACAUCACAGACCCAGAGCCGCUGCCCACGGAUCACCCUCUGCAUGCGAUGGACAACUGUAUAAUUUUGCCUCACCUCGGCACCAACACGACCCAAGCCAGGCUGGAUAUGGCAAUAAACACAGCCAAGAAUAUUUUGGCAAUGGUUUGUCCUAGAUAAUUUUCUCAGCCACCUGUAUAGACUUGUAAUAUAUAAUAUCCAAGACAGGCCACUCAUGACGUCAUUCCAGUUCACCAUAGAGAACAUUAUCUGACUCUGUUUGGAAUCAGAUUAAGUGGACAAGAGGGAAAAGUUGCUCAUGCAGUCCGAUAUAUCUUAACUUGUGUUGUGCCCUUCAUUUGUGUAUCCAUGGUGCUCACCAGGGCAGCAAAGUUUUUUUUAUAGAGAGAUUGACUGCCAUGACAAUGCCUGGUCUCGUAUAUUAUAAUUCAAGUCUAUGCGGCUACCUCUGGCAAUUCAAAAGAUCACUUUAAAUCUUAGACUCUUAGACCUAGAACGAGUCUUGACUAUACCUUUGUUAAUGCAGUUUCUAACAAGCUUUGCAGCAUUUUUGUAUUCUACUCAGUGAUUUGAAUUUUCAUAAUUCUGUGAUAAAAGGCAAAACAGUUGACAUGGUUUUUGUAGGACUGAAUGAACUAGUGUGUAUUAUGAACAUGAUCUUUUGAUCUACUCUUGAUCCACAAGCAUAAUAUUUAACACACACAAAACGCAAAAUUGACUGUGUUGUUGGUGGGUAAGGGCAGCUUAUCUUUUUAAUCAGUUUGUUAUGAAAACUUUGCCUCAGUGGUGCCUUUUUUCAUAGUCAUCAUAUUAGAGUGUCAAUUUCACUUUUCAUCAUGAAUCUCCUUUUUUUUUUACUGAGCCCAUGGUCUGUAAAAUGAUGUUGCUGUAUUUUCAGAAUUAUUCUGUACUCUCUUUCAUACAGAAAGAUAUCCACUUAUUUUGUAUAACAACUCUUUGUUCCAUACACGCUUGAAUGUUGAUUGGUAAAAGUGGGAGUGUGACAUGUUGUUAUGUUACAAAGCUCAAUGGGCUGUGACUUAAAACAUCAGCUUCUGAACAAAGUUUCAGAAAAUUCACAGUGUCCUUUUGUAUUUAUAUUGCGACAGCACAAGGCUGUUUGCUCCAUGUUGAGAGCAUUUAGAAUCUGUACGCCAUUUCAUACAUAACGGAUACUUAUUUAAUGAAAUUUUAAGUAAACUAUGUAUGGGCACAGGUUUGUCCUAAACUAAAGAGCAUUUAGAAUCUGUAGGCCAUUUCAUACACAACUUUUUACACUCGAUACUUAUAAUGAAACUUAAAAGUAAGCAAUGUGUGGGCACAGGUUUUCUGUACCUAAAUGCUGCAAUGCUAUUAUUAUAGAUUUUUACACAAAACAAUCAAAUUGGAUACUUUGGGCUAAGUAUCUUUUUAUAACUGCCUCUGCAUCAAACAAUCAAAGUGGCUGAAAUUUGCAUGUUUAAGCUAAAGGGUGAGAUACCUUUUUGUGUUUCAGUCACCAGUUGCCAAAGUUAAAACCACAUAAAUAAUAUUGGGUAUUUGAUUUGCUUUUCAUCGCUUUUGUUUUCUCAGUUUAUGCACAAUGUCAAUUGUUUUGAGUAUUGGCAUGUGUGUCUUUGGAACCCUAACCUGCAUAAUAAUAUUAACUAUGUCUGUAUAAUAGUGCCAGUACUAAUAGAGGAAUGUCUCCUGUCUGUCUUUUGUGUAUGUACAAUUAUAAUGUUUCAAAAACGGGUUUUGCUAAUCAGCAGACAGAAUUUUGCUUUUUCAACUGUUUUCCUCUUGAUGUCUUGUUUUAAAUUUUGGUUUCUAUACAAACUCUGUUCAAAUUAUGGGAAUGUCUUCUUUGAUAUUGAGACUUCCCUGUAAAGUUAAUAACAAAACGCUGUUGAUGUAAGCGUGCAUGGUUUCAGUGCAUGGGAGUUAAAUCAGUUUCACUGUGAAGUAAAAUGCGUAGUAAGUGUAAGACAGUAGACAGUGCAAAUGUAGCUUUCCACUGGAAAAUGAAUUGUAGAAAACUAGAACAAGGUGUGAAAGGUUUCAUAUUGUUUUUUAUUGUUUGUUUACAAGUGAAAUCUUAUGCUAAACCUCAUACACUUUUCCAUGUUCUAAUUUGGUGCAAUGCCCCCUUUUAAUGAAGAUAUAUUUAUGUUUCCAGAAUUUUUGUGGUAUUGUAGAGUGUUUAAUUUUUUAAAAUGUUGGUUGAUGUCAAGAGUUUUUUUUGGUUUUGUAACUAAACAAAAUCUAGAUGUACCGGUAUGCUGUUAUUGUAUGGCAUAGUAUUUUUCACUGUUGGCUAUCAUUUAUAUCAGCUUUAUCUAAAGACUGUCUCUUUCUGCUAUGCUGCUUUGUAUAAAUAAUUUUCGCUUUCAAUAUGUGUUGCAGUAGAUCAAGUUUACGAUCCCAUUAGUGGUGUAAGCUAAAAAUAUGGCGAAGAAAGUUUUUAAGUUAUAUUUUGUUACAGGUGUAUAGAUGGUUGUAGUACACUCCGACUUGAUGAGUUCUGACAGUCGUGUGGUAACAUUCCUCUCAGACCUAAGUUUCCCUUUUAUGUGGCUGGCUCUUUUCUAAGUUUUUCGGAUGAGUUGGCUCUUUUUGUUCUAUCUCCACUUAGUGCUUUUCAAAGCCCUCUGGCAUAUUGGGGGAUGUUAAACUUUUGUCUUGUCAUUCAAGCCAAGUCAAACUGUCCGAGACAACCAGUCCCUAUCGAGGAAAAAAAUAGUUAUCUUAGGCGUGUGGUCACCUUGUUGAACAGUGUCUUUAUAUAAGGAAAAACACUUGGGGGGGGGGGGGGGGGGCUGGUUUUCUGUACAAGUGGUCAUCUUUUACAGUUGGUCAGUAGAGCCGGUUCGACUGCAUUUCAACAUGGUGUAAAAAGAACCAGGAAGAGCCAUAUUUUGUAGCGUUCAUUUGAUUUUGUGUCAUGUAUGUAUAUAUAUGAUUUAGAGCGUUGUUGUUAAGUUUUUAUACUUUGCUGUAUCGGUAUGUAGAUUAUUAAAGUAACAUAUCUUUGUCUACUGUGAUCAUUUUCACAAUCUUCUGUCUGUAAUGUGAUGUUCAGAUCAUUAAAUGUAUAAAGUAACAAG
Aplysia californica (California sea hare) is the source of this 4116-nucleotide messenger RNA. Its product is annotated as glyoxylate reductase/hydroxypyruvate reductase. Gene Ontology annotation, molecular function: hydroxypyruvate reductase [NAD(P)H] activity; glyoxylate reductase (NADPH) activity; NAD binding. The record is from RefSeq and is a predicted model, not a curated record. The transcript has 4 exons. Bases 245 to 1189 code for a protein of 314 amino acids. Gene Ontology annotation, cellular component: cytosol. NCBI's taxonomy places the organism in Eukaryota, Metazoa, Mollusca, Gastropoda, Aplysiida, Aplysiidae.